Molecule: messenger RNA, 1352 nt
Organism: Clarias gariepinus (North African catfish)
Lineage: Eukaryota; Metazoa; Chordata; Actinopteri; Siluriformes; Clariidae
Gene: scxb
Product: scleraxis bHLH transcription factor b
Exons: 2
Coding region: 366-959 (197 amino acids)
Biological process (GO): developmental process; regulation of transcription by RNA polymerase II
Molecular function (GO): RNA polymerase II transcription regulatory region sequence-specific DNA binding; protein dimerization activity; DNA-binding transcription factor activity, RNA polymerase II-specific
Source: RefSeq, a predicted model, not a curated record
GCUAGUGCAACACACUAUAUACUUUUCCACUUAUUCACCCACUCAGGCUGGUGCUUGACACACUGGUUCUGUAAGAGCAAACUGAGGAAGGAAUAUGAACUCAUAUUGACUGCAUCAUCAUGAAGCGACUGAGUCUGUCAACACAGGAUUGCUUUAAGACAUCAUUGGAUUUCCACAGACAGAGUGCUGCUGUACACUAAGUGAAGGACUACAGUUUUUCUUGUGCUGGUUUAUUGGUGGAUAGGCUUAAGGAGCACCAAGUUGUGUUAAGAUUUAUCCCUGUGGACGUGUGAGGACUGGGUGGAAGAGAUAGCCCACGGUCCCCUUUGGUGGAAUACUGCAAGGUUGAGACACUGCAGGUGACGAUGUCCUUUGCCAUGGUUCACCCGUCUCCUGCCCGUUUCCUUUACUCUGAGAUUGGCACGCUCUCAGAGGAUGACGAGAACGGCAGCGAAAGCUCAGGAUCUGAUGACAAAUCCUUUCGUCUUUCCACUCCUGGAUACAACGCCCUCCAAGCAGACUCUCGCAAAAGGAAAUACGACUGCAGGCCAUCAGUUGGAGCCACAGAUCUUCACCUGCCAAUCACUGAGCCUCGGCAGCGUAAUGCAGCGAAUGCUCGAGAGCGAGACCGCACAAAUAGCGUGAACAUGGCUUUCACGGCUCUAAGAACACUCAUACCCACUGAACCAGCUGACAGGAAGCUGUCCAAGAUCGAGACGCUACGGCUAGCCUCCAGCUACAUCUCUCACCUGGAAAACGUCUUGUUGGUGGGAGAAGCAUGUGGAGAUGGACAGCCCUGCCACAAAAACACAGCGGCUCUACACAACCAUCUGCAUAAGACCAUAGAUGCGAGCCCAGACUCAGAGAACUCCCAACCCAGACAGAUCUGCACCUUCUGCCUCAGCAACCAGAGAAGACUGAACAAAGACAGAGAAAGGAAAACAGCUAUAAGGAGUUAAUGAUGAACAACAUACAACAUACUGUGCAUCACCUGAACUCUAACUGUAUGUUUUUCCUUAUGUAUAGUAAGUAUGCUACUGCAGUGUCAUACAUGAACCUUUUAUUUAUCAUGUAAUUGUACAUUUAUUAACGGACUGCAUCACUGUGGACUUAUCCAGGCGCUUUGUUACGGUGUCUUCAUCUGUCAGAGCUUUAAGGACUUUACUUGUAAUCAUCAGCAUACAAUGCUUGUGCUGAAGAGGACACAUUAGACCACAUCCUACAUAAAUUUGUGCAUCGAGAUGACUACAAAUAAUUAUCAUGACAUCAAAAGAAGAAACCAGCACUGAUUUACUAAAUGCUAUGAUGUAAUGGAGAUGAAUCGAUUCACUUUUGACCUGCUCCAGCUUUAA